This is a messenger RNA of Silurus meridionalis, 7374 nucleotides long. RefSeq names its product rp1 like 1a (gene rp1l1a). The record is from RefSeq and is a predicted model, not a curated record. Gene Ontology annotation, cellular component: axoneme. Gene Ontology annotation, biological process: retina development in camera-type eye; axoneme assembly; photoreceptor cell development. Lineage: Eukaryota; Metazoa; Chordata; Actinopteri; Siluriformes; Siluridae.
CCAGACUCAAAAGAGGAACCCAUCCUUCAAACUGUGUUUGAAGAAAACAAAACUGUGAAAUAUGUCAUAAUGGUGUUGUCAAUUGAUUGUCAUGAAUCAAGACAAAUAAUGUAUUAAUUAACAAUAACCCUUUCACUUGUUCUCUUUCGUGCAGUGAAUCGGCUAACACGAUUUUACUAGAGUAAAAGGUAACUGAGUGAAAAAAUAAAUGAAACCCUAAAUAUCAAAACUGGCAGUAUGGUAGGUUGGGCAUGUAAUAUUGUGUUAUGUUAUAUUCCACUGGUAUAUUUGCCAGACCUAAAUUAUUCUUUGCUUACAUUUAAAACUAAAACUAUGUUUAAGGGAUCUUGCCAUACACUGUUACGGUUGGAGAAGUAAGAGUUAAAAUGUACUGGCACAGAUGGUGGAACAGAAUAAUCCUCUUUUAUUGCAGUCACUCCUCCCUGCAUGGAGGUCUGCAUGUAGCUGAUAAUUAUCCUAAUGGAAUGAAUGAAGACAAAGUGAAGAAAGCAACAUACAGAUGUGCCAUCCUUGUAGUGGGUCACUGUGGCUGCUGAAUGACACGCCACCAUGCUGGAUCGGAUACUGUUUUCAUCUUUAUAGACAUUUUCAGUGUUUCAGGGCCUGCUGAAGUAGCUUCCUGGAAUCAUUAAUAGCCAGCAAAAGAGUUUGGAUGUUUUUGGCACAGCCUUUUGAAACGAUGAAUCCAUCACUAAAGGCAACCAGGAAGUCAACCAACUAGGAAGAAUGCAGAGUGCAGGCUUCUCCAAUUCAAGCUCACAGAUUAGGAAUGAUUCUUUGUCUCGUCUCUCAAAUGUGACCACUGCCACCCCAGCCAAAAAAAUAACUUUCUACAAGAGUGGAGAUAACCAAUUCAGUGGAAUCAGAAUGCCCAUUCAUAAGCGAAGCUUCAAAUGCUUUGGUGCCUUGCUGGACGACCUUUCACAAAAAAUGCCUUUGCCAUUUGGUGUUCGUACGAUCACUACACCCAGAGGAACUCAUGCUAUUCAGAGUCUGGAGCAAUUACAGGAUGGAGCCUGCUACCUGUGCUCUGAUCGCCACUAUGUUAAGCCAAUCGAUAUGGAGGUUGCAGGGAAACGGCCUGCUGUAUGGCACCACAGCUACCCACUAAAUCACCGGAGGAAGCCGUCCCGACCUGAUGAGCCACCUACAGAAUAUUCUGCCCAUCACUACUAUAGACAACCAAAGAAGAUUGUGCUGGUGAAGAACAGUGACCCUGCAGUGAGAAGGUCCAUCAUUUUGAACAGAAAGAGAGCUCGCAGCCUUCGUGUCUUUAUGGAUGAGAUCUCUGAACUCAUGCAGUGCCAUGUCAGGAAGCUGUACACCUUGGAAGGACGGAAGAUUGAUAGUACACAGAGCUUGAUGCAAUGUCCCAGUGUGCUGGUAUGUGUAGGCAGAGAGCCCUUUAAGCCGCAACUUCUGGAGAAUCUGAGAAAGAACUCAGAAGAGAAGUUGCCUGGGAUAGGUGCAAGGUCACACUCCAGCAUCUACAGCGAGGGGCAUGACAGCAAGAAAAAUGUAAACUUUGGACUUGAGGCGAAGAAGAGUGUCAUCCAUCCAAGGUCAGAUUCAAGUAACAAAUCUACAAGGUUCUCCCUUUCAUCAGGUAAAUCCUACGCAAAUGGAUCAGGCAUGACUUCAGGGCAGCCGGGAUGUGUUACAAAAGAAGUUGUAAUGAAAGAUGAUGUUGAAAAAAGGGUUCUCAUUAACAAAGAUGGCAGUUUGUCUGUAGAAAUGAAAGUUCGGUUCCGCCUUGUCAAUGAUGAAACUCUUCAGUGGUCCACUGAAAUCAAGAAAUUGCCAACAUCUACAAAUGAAUGUAAUCCUUUAGAGGAGACAGACCCUCACUCUCACUGUCUUCAAAAUAAAGCUGUAUAUUCUGAACCAGAGUCUAAUGCUGAAUGUGGGGCUGAGGAGGCAUGUUCAUCAAAAUGUCACCAAAUGGACUGUAUGGAAUCCUACUGUCAAAAUUGUUGCAACCAUAGUCAAGGGUAUGACAUCUGGAAAAACCCCUUACACAAGGAUAAUGGAACCUGUGGAACCAGGAGCUGCUCUAAUUCUGCUGAAUCAUCUGAUAAAAUUAUGCACCAAAAGGCAUCUGUUGACAGUGUGUAUACAGUUUCCAGAUCCAGUGAAGAAUAUACUGAACAUGUGGUAGAAACAUCUUGCUUUCAGCAGACUAUUGAGGAGAGGGAUACAAGAAUUAAGUAUUGCUCAACAAGUCGUUGUUGCAGUCAGAGUGAGGUGUCAACCAGCACCACAAAGUGUAAUAUACCCAUUGACAAUUGUGAGAGUAACACUAAGCGAAUAUGUCACCAUAAUGGUCAUACGAAAACAGAUAAUGCACAAUCUGAUCAUUUGUACAAAGCCAAAAAUGUAAAGGAACAUCUGAAUUCUUCUACCUGCAAUUCAUUCAUCAUCGAGUCAUUCAUAAAGAAAAAGGACGAUGAUUAUGAUGACCUUUCCCCAAGCAUUUCAAGAGCAUCUCAGCAGUGUUCUGAACAGUACAAACAAUUUGCAUGUGUACACUGCUAUGGCAGACAACAGUCACAAAAUGUACAAUCAUCCUUUAUAACACCUAAAGCCUCAAGCUGUACUGCUGAUGCAUUAAAAUCCAAAAGCAUGUAUGCAACACCAGAACUCAACCAGGGGGUUCAUGCAGACACUAAUAGUAUGGACUGUGCCAUGUCUUCAGUUUCAAAUGUGUCUUCAAUGUCUCAAUGCUGCUGCAGCCAAUGCAGAGAAGCAGCAUCAAGCAUCCUGGAAUCUGAUCUGCAGGGAGGUUUAAAGAAAGAGGGUCAGAAUUCAAUGUCUGAUGAGAGCAAUGUGUCUAAUAAAUUUCAAUCGAGAACAAAUUCUGCAUGGAAAGUGACAUCAGACAAUGGUGCUCAGAAAGCAUGCAAAGAGAAAAAAAAUAGUGGAAAUAGAUCUGUCUUGUCAACAAACACAUGUUCCUCUGUAAAGUCCACAGUAUGCCCUUGUUGUGGUGGUUGUGGAAGAUUAAUAUCAACACUACCAUCAAAUAUACAAGAUAAACCAGUCCAAGAAGCUGAGGAAGUUGGUGAAGUUAAGCCAUCUUGUCAGAGAUCAUCAACAGGGUCAGAGAGAUCUAACAAAUGUAGACAUUGUGCACCAAAAGUGAAUCUGCAAUGUCAAACAUACUUGAGAAUAUUUAUCAAAAUAAUAGCAGAGGUAGUGGUCAGGCAUGCUUGCUCCCAAAGUGCAUUGUUUGAUUUAUCAGAUCGUUCCACUGAUUCAGAACAAUGCAUUAAAUCAAACCAGCAUGUAUGUGAGAGGUCAUCUAUUGCAGAAGUGAUUUCUGAAAAUACUAAAUUGGAUGAUGUAGAAGGCAGGACUGAAAGUGACAUGACAAUGAAAUCCAUCGUGAAUGCAAAGACAAACAGUGACAUCCUAGAUAAAUUAACAGCAUCAGAAACAGAGAAUGAAAUUGCUGAGGAAUUUGGGAAUUUGUAUAUAGCCCAGGAAAACAAAAUAAAAGCAGAGAAUGUGAUGCAAGACUUUGAUAUUGGCACUAAAGAAAGAAUCCCCAGUGUAAUGUCACUUAAAACACACUCUUCUAAAGAUUCUGACAAGUCCCACAAAUCAAGCAUUAAAGACACAGAAACUGCCUCACCACCAGUCACUGCAAGAUCCAUUACAGGCACUCCACAUGUAAAAACAAAUUCAGAGAGGUCAAAAAUUGAACUGUGCAAGAGUGACAAAGUUACAGUGAAAUCAAAUGCAUGCUCAGAGAGAGAUUUUGAGUCAGUUUUAAAUCCCACUGACAUGUCAACCAGGCAGGAAACAACACAAAAAACAAAUGAUGCAAAAUGUAGUCUACAGAAUUCCUCACCAGCAGCCUCCCUAUCACCAAAGCCACCAAUUACAAUCAAAAAUGAUAAUCAAGCAUUAAGUGUAAAACUUAUUCAUUCGAAAACAUCUUCAAAAUCAAGAUGUGACAAAUGUCACUGCUCUUCGAACAGAUGUGUUGAAAAAGCCUCAAAUAGUCACUCAGGAGAAUCCAAAUCUCCAGCUUUACACGGCAUAAUAGAUGAACCAUUAAGUCCAACAGCAACAACGUCUAUCUCCCUUGGACUUGGUGAAGAACAGAGGUCUGAGGACUUCAAUGAACAAUCAAUGGGCAACAUAUCACAAAUCUUUAAUGAGCCUGUAUGUUCAUCAGAGAAAUAUACCAGGGAACCGUAUGCAUUAGAUGCUAUUAACAAUUCUGCAAUAACAGAAACCAAAGAUAGGGUCAAAACAGCUUUGUCUACAAGUUCUAUGGUGUCAGAUAAAACAAAAGGAUCUAAUUUCAUGCCAGUUUCAUGCAAGACUCCUGAAGUUAUCUUCGGGGCUAUAUCUGAAAGUAUCAUAUCAACCAAAUUAAAAACAGAAAGCAAGAUAGAGAGUCAACUUUUACAGAAUGAUGACGAUCAAAAAAUUUCAAUCAUAUCUGGAAGUUCUAGUCAAAAUAAAAUAACCUUCAGAAAGGAUACCUCCCAUGGAGCUGCUACAUCUAAAGAUCAAUGUACUGCAAAGAGCAAAGAAAGAUCAUCUUCAAACCUGGAAAUAAAAGAAGCCAGGAUACCUGACUCCAACAGUGCCGCGAGUGUGAUUUCUUCCAAAACAUCCAAAUCAGGCAAGAAACUUACACCCAAGAAUAAAUAUGUCACUAAGUCUCAAGUCUCACAAAAAUGCAUCGCACCUGAUUCUCAUGGUGAUAGUGUUUUAUCUCCCAGUCCAGAUCUACUAAAGGACAAGGAUACUGAUGCUAAAACAGGCAGUAAAAGAGCAGGAUCAAGCACAUCAAACAAAAACUAUGUCCUUGAACAGUUGCAGGAUACAGACAGUAAUUGUAAAUGCAGCAGGGGCUAUAAACAAAGAACAAUUUGUGAUACAUCACAGAACAAAACUGAGAAUCAUUGUAAGGAAUCCCUGAUGCCAUCUUGUUUACCUAAUGCAUCACCUACAGAUGUUAUAAAUGACUGGCUUAAAAAUAUACCAAAUGAUGGUCCUAUGUAUGAAAUGGAUGAUGAGUUCAUUAAGGAACUUGAUGCAAAUCCCCUUCACAUAUCUGCUGUGGAAGAAGAAGGAUGUUUUCGAAAUGAAUUCGGAGAACUCUCUUUAAAGCCAGUGAAAGUGAAAGAAUAUCAAGAAACAGGUGGACAUGAAAGUGCAGAUACUGGAACAGAAGAUAAAAAUACCACCUGUAAUGCAAAACUGCCACAUAUGGCAUUUCAAACUCUUGCAGACAACAGCGACUGUAGUCAUCUCAGUCAGAAAGUAACUAACAGAGAGAAUUUAAAAAAGAAUUGCCAGUCCUCGAUACAAGUCAUGAAGGUCCUUUUAAGCCCAAAACUGGACAGAUGCAAUAGUUUGCCUGAAGUUUCGCCAACAUAUGGGAAAAAGUUAAGCACAUCUGCCAAAGGUCUGCUAGACUGCCUUGCUAAUUUACAAAUGAUUGACCCAGAUCCAAAAAUAUAUGACAAAUAUAGUGAAAUAAUAAGCACUCUCCAGGUACUUUGGAUUAACAACCCCUCUGAAACUAUGCAAGACAAUCGUAAAAUGCAGGGUCAUUCAGCAGAGGAUGAGGUUAACCUGAGGUCUUCAUCCGGGGUUGAUUUAAGCAGUGGUUCCAUAGGGUCUGGCAAAGGAAGCAUCACUGGUAGGCUUGAAAAAUCUGAAUCAGCACAAGGUAGAGCAUCAGAAAUAGCUGAACAGAAGGUCUUCCCACAGAUUCAAAGAGCAGGUGAAAACAUAAAUACUUCAAUUGUCUCUUCAGAUCCUAUAACUCCAGACAUUGCUGAGAGGGUGCGAUGCAGCCCGGAACAUGAAAACCUAAUUGAGGAAGUACAAAAAGAUGAAGGCAUUAAAGUCACAGAUAAUGUCUUUCAGACUGAUGAAGAAAUUAUAGAUCUAAAGGAUAUAGUGGGAAUCUCGACAGGGACCUCUGAGAAUAAUGGAAAUAUUGAAUCAGUAGCUGUAGCUGAUAAAGAAACAAAUCCAUCAGAAUGUUACAACUCAAGAACACUACCAUCAGAUCAAAAAGGUCAACUGACUAAGAUCAUUUCACAAGACCCAGAUCCAGUGUGGGUUCUGAGCUUGUUAAGGAAACUGGAAAAGCAAUUUAUGUCUCACUAUGUAAAUGCAAUAGCAGAGUUCAAAGUACGAUGGGAUUUAAAUGAUAACGAAACACUUAAUCUAAUGAUCAGUGAACUGAAAGAAGAGGUUCAUAAAAGGAUUCAGUGCACUAUAAAUCGAGAGCUCCAGAAGAUCCAAAGCCGAGCUGGUAGAACACCAAGGCCACCAGCAAGCAUGCUUUCUAGAGAUUCUACUGUUCAAACUGAGCAACGGCGAAGACGUCUCAAAGUUAUGCAGAAUAAACUUAUUAAUGCUUCAAAAUGUGAAGAAAUGAACAAUGCUUCAGGUACUGAGUUCAGUGACCAGCGCAGUGAAGAGGAAUAUUGUCCGUGUGAGACAUGUGUAAAAAAGAAGGUGGUAUCUCGAGUUGCCCAGUGUGCUGAAGCUUUGAGCGUGGCUCCAGUUCUUAAGGAUUUUGAUCUUAAGAAAAUUUUGCAAACAAAGAAACAUCCCCUUGUUUGUACACCAGUCCAGUCCAAGCUGGAUGAACAAAAAGUUCAGAAAGAGGGUUAUGACAGCAGCAGUUUACAAGAGAAAAACAAUUUUGAAGUGGUUUAUGAGGACAACAAAGUAGAUAUUAUAACAAAACAGAUAGGCAAGGAUUAUAUCUUUAUUAAAGGGGAGACUAAGGAUGAAAUUAUUACAGAGUAUGGAAUUCAGGCUUGUGAAAAUCACGAAGGAUGGAAGACCGCGAAGGUCGAACCAGUGGAUCAGGAAGAUGAUGGGCAGGCUGCAAAAAUAUUUUAUAAUGAUACUGAUGAGGCAGACAGCAAAACAAAGAGAGAAAAAUAUGAAGUUGGAGAGAAUUUGGAGGACAAAAGCACAGUUAAGAAGGACAAUAAAGUAAUGAAUAGAGACUGUGACGAGGCUGAAGAGGCAACAGAUGGAAAUACAACAGCAGAUGAAGAGCUAUCAAUGGAAGAAGAUUCAUCUAAUGAAGUAGCUGCAGAAAAGAAAGAAACACAAAGCAGUGGAAUGGAAAAGCAACAAGAAAAUACAUUGAAGGAAAACAAAUCGAAUGAUGAAAGAGCUGAAGAGGAGGUGUCUGAAGGGGAAACAAAUAAAGAGGGUGAAUUUGGGGAAGAUGAAAAAGAGGAAAGAGAUGCGACAGAAGAGAAGGCAGAGAUACCAGCAGAGAGUGAAGGAACAGCAUAUAGAACAGGAGAGGAAACACAAUCAGCCAAAGAAGGCAAGAUAUCCAGGGACGAAUAA